This is a messenger RNA of Aplysia californica (California sea hare), 3504 nucleotides long. Its product is annotated as paired mesoderm homeobox protein 2. Gene Ontology annotation, molecular function: DNA binding; DNA-binding transcription factor activity, RNA polymerase II-specific. Gene Ontology annotation, biological process: regulation of DNA-templated transcription. The transcript has 3 exons. The record is from RefSeq and is a predicted model, not a curated record. NCBI's taxonomy places the organism in Eukaryota, Metazoa, Mollusca, Gastropoda, Aplysiida, Aplysiidae. Bases 107 to 1027 code for a protein of 306 amino acids.
CAACAAUAGUAGUAGUAUCAAUAACAGUAACAACAACAGCAGCACUAAGAGCAACAACGACGACGACAACGUCGACGACUGCGCGUCUCCCAAACACAAAGCGAGCAUGUACGCCUCUGGAGGAGCGGCCGACAUGUCCUCCAACCCGCUCCACCCCCCACCGCCCCACCAUCACCACCACCACCAGCAACACCACCACCAGCACCACCACCAGCUCACCGCCAUGUCCCAUUCUGGGAACCCGGGCCUCACCCCUGGAAACGUCCACCACACCAGCCACGGGAUCUACCAAAAUCUGGAGACGCCACCCGCGGGCUCUCGCGAGCUCACCACGCUAACCACCGCUGGCACCCCGCCCAGCCCACGAGGGGCAGGAGUUCGGACCCCGGAUCAUUCACCCAGCAUGCUGAUAUCUCCGGAAAAGUUUAUGCCUGGAGUUGUGGCCCCUGUUGAUAUGGGAGGACACGAGGUCAAUAAUGACAGUGACGAGGACCGCAAGAGUGACAGCGAGAGUCGGCGGAAGCGGAAGCAGAGACGGAACAGGACGACCUUCAACAGCACCCAGCUGGCGGCGCUAGAGCGUGUGUUUGAGCGGACCCACUACCCGGACGCCUUUGUGAGGGAGGAGCUGGCCAGGAGGGUCAGUCUGAGCGAGGCCAGGGUGCAGGUGUGGUUUCAGAACCGUCGAGCGAAGUUCAGGAGAAACGAGAGGAACCUGAUGGCCCAGCGCCAAACCAUAUAUGGACGAGGGGGCGUGGAAGGCACGCCCAUCGAGCAGCCAAUCACACCUCGAGCCACGCCCAUGUCGAACGAGUACCUCCCCUGGGCAGGGGCAGCUGCGGCAGCGUACAACACGCCCCCUCCCUCCACGUCAGCGGCGGGUUCGAGCUGUGCUCUAGCUAGUCCGCACUCUUUUCCCUCUUCGGCGGCAGUCGGUUCCAGUUUGGCGUGCCUACGUCUGAAAGCGCAUGAAUACAACUCCAGCCUGCAGCACUCGCCCUAUAUACAUCAGCAGAUGCCGCAAUGACUCCAGAGGGAGUGAUGUCUGUGCUUUCCUCUGACGCUUCGUGCCGUUUCAAUUUUCUCGUUCCUCGUGCCUUAACGCUUCCAUACUGCCUUCAAAGACCAGAAAAGCAAUAGUUGUUCUAUUUUCCUUACUUGCACCCAUUGCUUGAAGCGUAAAACCAAAGGUUUACGCGCCAUAAAUCAAAUAAUUUUAUUAUUAUCCUUGUAGUCGCCAGCUAUAUUAUAUUAUUGUAUGCCUUAAGAAUAAUGCUGAGCUGAAAGUAAAUUAUACUUUAUGCUUGAACUAGCUAUCUGUGUGUUCUGAUGUCCAUGGGGCAAGUAUCCUUUCUUUGCUCACGAGAGACGUGAGGUCAAAUCCCGCACUGGAAAGAUACGUAAUUGGGUAUUUCCGUAUUUUCGCAAGGAUGCACUCCAUGCAACCUGUGUUGACCACGACAGACUGGGGCGAUACAGCCAAUCCUCGGAACGAUUUCUUUUUCUGUUGACUAGACAUGAAACCCCCACAACACGAACUGUCUGUGUGAGUGUGUGCUCGUGGGUAAGGCAAUUUUUUAAAAUACAAAGACACUUCGUAUCGGUGCCUGCGACUUCUGUUCGAAUCUUCAUGGACACAUUUUACAAGGAGGCGUUUUCUGGAGUCUCUCGACGACAUCCCUAGCUGUCAGAGCGGAGGUGGAUGUUGAAAUAUGGCUGUUUUUUCUCCAUAAGAAACUUUAUUGUGUUGAAAAGAGGGCGUAAGGAUCAGACUUAAUAUACCAGGAAUGUCUGCAAUCUUAGCCUGCUUGCUCACCGGUAACCUGCGCCUGUGGUGUAGGGGUCAAACCCUUUACUUUGCAGGCAAAAGAGAUGUCUAUCCCCAUGUAGGGAAAAUAGUUCAAGUGUUUUCUAUUAAGUAAUUUCGAAGCACCCAGCCUUCAGAAUGGUGUGCGCUGUGUUGCUGAGCAUUACAAAGAAUUACAACACAGUGACCCACAAAGUGACAUGAAAAUUCUUAACAUCCGCACAGCAAAGAAGACGGUUCAGGUUGAAACAUAUGGCACACUUCAGAUGCCACUUCGUAAAUCGUCUCUUCGCGGGAGAUCAGACAUGAUUUUCUUACUGGUUGAAAAGUACAAGAUACAAACAUCUUGACCACCCGUAUACGGGUACCGGGUAGACGACCACGCUCGGACAUCGGUAAAGUCUUCUUAUCAAAUAGUUGGACUACACAGCAGGUGAUGUGGGUUCAAAUGGAUCCAAACCCCUUCCCAUAUCUGGAUUGUUUAAUAACAAUUGUAACUGCUCUUAAGCUGGUCUCAAACGUUUGGGACCGAUGUCUGUUGAGUAAUCGUGCGUUCACACCAAACACUCGGACGAGCGACAGUCUUUUGCCAGGAGGAAGAAAAUCGGUCGGUUCGUGUCGGUCUUGUGUGUCCACCUGUUGGGACAAGACACGUCUAGUCUGUUGGCCUACUGGCCGUCUUAUUCCACACACUGUGUCCCAAGGCUGUGUCCUCGGUACAGGGCUAUAAAUAGCCGAGAUCAAUUAACCCAAGGCGGGAAUAAGAAAUGAAUGUGUUUUUAAAGGAGAAUUUCUUAAAAUUGUUAAUAUUAUGCUUUUCAACCAGGUGGUUUGCGUGUAGACUUUGCUGAUUUUGAGGCACUGAUUACGAAUGUGACAUUAAAAUUAGGAAAAAAUUAGCCCUGGCAGAGCCCAUGGCUCACCAGUCACGACCCGGCCCUACUAAAAUGCAGCAAGCAGCUUUCCAACCGACUCGUCUUUUGUCGGGGCGUGUCGUGUCUGUUGACACAGCCAAACAGACUUAUCACUGAUUUCUUAAGAGAUAAUCGGUGCUCCAUUUCAACUACCGACUUUCCAAGAGACGGAUGGACGGAAUCGGGUCGAUUGGUGUCCGUUGCAAUGAACACGGGCCUUGACCUUUUCACAACUAACUGCGCUGACCAGAAUAGAUCUAACACUCAGCAGUUGUCGUUGCUUUGGUCUGAACGCAAACAAAGGAUAAGAGAUUUUUUUGGGGCUACAUUUGGUCGGUUAGCCGUUGUCGUUAGAAUGUUUGUCGCUCGUCCGAAUGUUUGGUGUGAAUGCACAACAAGGGUUCGGUUCUUCGUUUCGUAUGUUACAGUUGUGUGUACUCUCGUUCCAAGCAAAGAAUAAAGUGUGAGCGUAUGUCCCCGACCUUUCUGCUAGGACGAGGUAUCCUGCAUCGUUUGGAUUCGCCCAGACAGACAGCUAGUAUCAAAGGAUCCGAGCCUGCUUCAGGAAACGAGAUGAGCUUGACAGCCCAGCGCCAGACCAUAAUGGACGAGGGGGCGUGGAAGGUUUCCCCGUUCCCCAGCGAGUAGCCUAUCACGCUCAAACCACGCCCAUGUCGAAUGAUGGAGGAAUAACCAUUAACGUUCAUUCUCCAUUGGUCAAAAAACCGUUAGGACAUUAGAUGUCACUGUCCGUUUUGUGGAUACGUUCAUAUACGGUGUCAU